AUGGGACGCUUUCCGGCGGCGGCUCCGAUUAGGGUGGUGCUCUUCGACGCCUUUGAUACGCUCGUCACACCGCGCGCUGCUCCUCAUCUCCAGUAUGCCGCCGUGGCGCGCGAGCACGGCCUCGACGUGGCGGACAGCGAUGUAAAGGCUGCGUUCAAGCAGGCUUUUCGCAUCACUGCCACCGAGCACCCCAACUACGGCCUGGAGACCGACAUCGCAUCGCCCGACCAUUGGUGGGCGCUCGUGAUCCAGCGCACCUUCAUCCCCCACCUCCACCCUGCCGUGUCGGAGGAGCAGUACGCGGCGACGAUCGAUUCGCUCUCCCACCGUCUCGUCACCCGCUUCGGCACCUCGCAGGCUUACCGCCUUUUCGAGGAUGUCGUUCCCACGCUGGAUCGCUUAGCUCGGAUGCGGGCCCGCGACGACCGGCCCGUCACGCUCAUGUUGGCGACCAACAGCGACUCUCGCAUCCUUGGCGUGCUCAAGAGCUUUGGUCUCGACCGCUUUCUGCACUUGGAUGUCGACGGAUCCGCAUCUGCUGUGCAAUCCUCUGCUGGCCCUGUGCUGUCGUACUUUGAAAAGUGCGCCAAGCCCGAUUCGCGUUUCUUCCAGGCUGCCCUGCAGCGAGCUGCAACCCACCUGGGCGAGUCGGUUCCGCCCACCAACGCGCUCUACGUUGGCGACCAGCUCCAUGAGGAUUUCUGGGGUGCCACAACGGCAGGACUCCAAGCAGCCUGGCUGCAACGAUCCACGGGUGCCGAAAGCAACCAGCCCCACCAGCAAGUGGACCGCGCCAGAGACGACCCACACGACCUCGAACAUGCGCAUCAAAGAACCAUCACCAGCCUUGCUGAUGUGGUCGACCUUGUCGAGAGCUCCCACACGGCCACAUAG
This is a messenger RNA of Moesziomyces aphidis, 894 nucleotides long. NCBI's taxonomy places the organism in Eukaryota, Fungi, Basidiomycota, Ustilaginomycetes, Ustilaginales, Ustilaginaceae. The record is from the annotation of a GenBank genome assembly.